Molecule: messenger RNA, 1083 nt
Organism: Letharia lupina
Lineage: Eukaryota; Fungi; Ascomycota; Lecanoromycetes; Lecanorales; Parmeliaceae
Exons: 5
Coding region: 1-1083 (360 amino acids)
Source: RefSeq, a predicted model, not a curated record
AUGGGAGACGGUCAAACUGUAAACGGCCAAGCAAAGGUCAUCGUCGCUGUUAGUGCCGUCCUAUCAGCUUUAGCCAUCCUAGCCGUCGCCCUCCGCUUCUACACCAAAACUUACAAAAGCGCAAGAAUCCAUAAGGAAGACUGGCUGAUCCUUGGUGGUCUGGCUCUCACGCUUGGUGUUACUAUCAACAACAUCGUCGGAGUCGCAGUCGGUGGCAUUGGCGAGCAGGAGAUAUGGACCAACAUUUACGCUGGCGAUGGUGUUCCAUUGUUCCCCACUCCCAAAGAGUUGCUGCCUGAUGGCAAGGUCAUGUUUGUGAUGCAAAUCAUGCAUACAUGUGCCAUGCCGGUCAUCAAAGCUUCGGUCCUGACUUUUUACUGGCGUAUCUUCGUCACUCCGGUCAACUCCUCUCGCAACCUCAGAAUUGCAAUCUGGGUGAUCGCCACCUAUGUGCUCCUCUGGUGGAUCAGCAUCUUUUUCGCCACUCUUUUCCAGUGCAAUCCGAUCUCAGACAAUUGGGGAACCAAUCCCUUGCAGCUACCAGGCUGCCCGAACAACAUCAACGUCAUGUAUCAGACUGCCGCAUUCACAAAUCUCGUCAGCGAUAUAGUAAUCCUUGCGCUUCCCUUUUUCCCUAUGAGGAAGGUUCAGCUUCCCCUGGAGAAAAAAGUCGCAGUGCUAUGCAUCUUCAUGACUGGUGCCGUUGUAGUCGUAGCUGGUAUUGGUCGAACGGUGUCCUACUUUAAGCUUCGAGACCUCGCAGACUUCAACUUUUCAUUCCACUAUUAUUGGAUCGUGCUCUGGACCUCCAUCGAGCCUACUCUUGGCGUCAUCGGCGCCUGCCUCCCCACCCUGCGCCCUUUCUUCAACGGCGUAUCGCCAGAUCGCCCCGGACCUGCAAGCGAAUCGAACGAGAGAUUUGCGCACUCGGUUGAGGCGGUGGAGGGUUUUGGUACCGUCGACAAUCAUAUCACCUCUAUGGAAUUGCAGGACAGGAAUCAGUUGGAGAAGACUUCGGAUGGCAGAGGGAACGGUAUCCACGUUAAUCGGGACAUUCAUCAGCGCACUGAGGAUAUGGUGUGA